Molecule: messenger RNA, 2240 nt
Organism: Sphaeroforma arctica JP610
Lineage: Eukaryota; Ichthyosporea; Ichthyophonida
Product: trifunctional enzyme subunit beta, mitochondrial
Exons: 9
Coding region: 153-1577 (474 amino acids)
Biological process (GO): fatty acid beta-oxidation
Molecular function (GO): acetyl-CoA C-acetyltransferase activity
Source: RefSeq, a predicted model, not a curated record
CCAACAACCAGCUGGUGAGUGGUGACUAUAAUAAAGUAAUAUAAAUAUAGUAUACACAGGAGCAGCACGUACACACGACUACACACUCCCUCCACAAGUGCUCGCGUAUCACACACACAUACAAUACACACACUACAUACAUAUAAUUAAAGAUGUUUUUGCAGAGUGUAGCUUCCAGGACUGUAGGUGCCACCCCAGUGGUAUCCAAGAUCGCCGUUGCAUCUAUGGCCACAAGCACCAAGGCAAAACAGGCCAAGGCUAACAAGGCCCCCGCCGUUAAGGUCGAGAAGAAGCGUAUCGGUCGCAAUGUAGUGCUUGUUGAGGGUGUGCGAACUCCGUUCUGUGUGAGUGGCACUGAAUACAAUGACCUUAUGGCCUAUGAUUUGCUGCGAUAUGCCUUCUCCGGCUUAUUGGACCGUGUUGAUAUCAACCCGGCCGACAUUGACUACAUAACCGCGGGUACGGUAAUCCAGGAUGCCAAGACCAGCAACAUUGCGCGUGAGGCCUCUCUUAGCGCCGGUAUCCCCGAUACCGUUCCCUCGAACACCGUAACUCUGGCAUGCAUCUCUGCUAAUGUAGCCAUUCAAUCAGCCAUGCAGAUGAUUCAGCUAGGCAACGCCGAUAUAUGCAUUGCUGGAGGUUCCGAGACAAUGUCCGAUGUACCUAUCCGUCUCAGUCGACCCCUCAGAAAGACUCUUCUAGCGUCACAGAAGGCUAAAGGUCCCGCUGGCCUAUUCGGACUUGCCCGCAAGCUCAAGGGCUCAGAUAUCGGUCUUGAGCUUCCAGCUGUUGCUGAGUUCUCCACCGGAGAGAUCAUGGGACACUCUGCCGACCGUCUGUGCACAGCCUUUGGCAUCUCACGCGAGGCUCAAGAUGAGUUCGCCAUGAUGUCUCACCGUAACGCCAAGGACGCAUUCGACGCUGGUCUAUUGCGCGACAUCAUCCCUGUCAAGGUCCCGGGCAAGUCCAAGCUCGUUACCGCCGAUAACGGUGUGCGCAUUGUCCCCGCCGAGAAGAUGGCUAAGCUAAAGCCCGCCUUCGUCAAACCCCACGGAACUGUCACAGCGGGUAAUUCCUCAUUCUUGACGGAUGGUGCGUCCGCCACCAUGAUCAUGUCAGAGGAGAAGGCUCUUGCGCUGGGUCUCAAGCCCUUAGCCUACUUGCGCGAGUGCACGUUCGUUGCCCUGGACCCCAAGGAUCAGCUACUUCUCGGCCCUGCAUACGCAUCUGGUAAGGUCCUAGACAUGGCCGGCCUCAGUUUGAAUGACAUGGACGUGGUGGAGUACCACGAGGCUUUCGCGGGACAGAUUCUGUCUAACAUCACGGCUAUGGAGUCCGAUAAGUUCUGUCAGGAGCACAUGGGCCGCAAGAACAAGAUUGGAACCAUGCCUAUGGACAAGUUUAACCUUUGGGGUGGAUCCCUCUCCAUCGGUCACCCCUUCGGAGCCACUGGCGGCCGUAUUACCACCACAGCUGCCAACCGAUUAAUCCACGAGGACGGCACAUUCGCGUUACUAGCUGCUUGCGCUGCCGGAGGCCAAGGAGUGGCCCAUGUACUUGAGCGUUACCCCAACUAAAUCAGUAAAAUGAAUAUUUAUUUAACCAAGAUACGACAUAAGCUGCCGAAUGGAUACGAUGUGCCGUGCCGUAUUCACCGCAUUUAUUGACUUGGGGGGUGGGUUUUUGUCAUUUGUCGACGUCUAAUACAAACAACAAAUUUCCUGGUAGCAAAUUGAUGCAAUGGACAAUUCGCUCGUUUUUCCCUCGACGUUGUAUUCCUCGCUCACGAAUGGAUACGAUUUUGCGUGCCGUAUUCACCGUAUAUUCAAGGAUUUUGAUGCUCUUUUGAAACAACAAUAAUAAAUUGAUAUCCCCAGUAGUCGGCGAAUUACAAAUCUCCUGGUAGCAAAUGAUUCGAUGGACAAAAAGGUCUUCUUUCAGUCCAAAUUAUAUUCUCCCUUGUAUAUAUGUACCUACGAAUCGACUAUCGAUGAGAAAGGCGCACAUAUGUAUCUUUCAAAGCGAGUGUGCAUCAUUGAAAUUUAUAUAUAUCCCAAAACCCAUCGAAAUAGUAUUCACACCAGAUAUAUCCGAUGCCAGAAUCGGUAGCUAGUGACCCAUCUAAAUAGUGUUCAAAACAGACGUAUCAGAUGCCAAACUCGGUAGCUAAUGUGCUUAAUUCGCACUGUAAUAUUAGAAGCCAACAUUGAAACUUGUGAUCAUAGGCUAUUUAGACAAUG